AUGGACAACUGGAAGCCCUACCUGCACACGUCGCUCUUCGGCACCUUUCCGGAGGGGGGCGAGCCGUUCCUCUUUCCUUCGUUCAUCGUCGACAGCACUGGAACCUACCUGGGCAGUGCCGUCUUCACAUUCGCCAUGGGCCUGGCUGAACGCUUGAUCACCUCGCUCCUCGACAGCACCCCGUCUCAUCGCCCAGGAAGAUCGAGACCCUACCUCCGUACGCUCCUCUUCUUCCUCGCCACCUUGCUCCGCUACCUCCUCAUGAUCAUCUCGAUGGGCAUGGACUGGUUCCUCCUCCUCACCAUCGUCUCGUCCCUCAGCCUCGGCCAGCUCUUGAUCGAGCUCCGGAGAUCAAACGCCCAAAGCGGCGCCGGCCAGGGCGGCUCCCGAGCGAGGGGCGACCACGUUCUCCUGCGUGAGGUCGAGAUCGACGAUGCCGACGCCGACGAUGCCGAAGAUGAGCACAAGGCCCUGGCGAGAUAG
Pseudozyma flocculosa PF-1 is the source of this 483-nucleotide messenger RNA. RefSeq lists its product as uncharacterized. The record is from RefSeq and is a predicted model, not a curated record. NCBI's taxonomy places the organism in Eukaryota, Fungi, Basidiomycota, Ustilaginomycetes, Ustilaginales, Ustilaginaceae. The transcript has 2 exons. The coding region runs from base 1 to 483 and encodes 160 amino acids.